UUACGAGGGGAUGUCAGACAGAGCUGCCUUGGGCCGAGCCAAGGAAAAAGCCAUCUCCCCUCGGUGCAGGCCCUCGGGAGAGCCCAUGGAACCCCCGAAGCUGCUGAGCAUGGGAUUUCUGCUGUGCUCUCUGACUUGCCUCUUGUUGGAAACUGUCGCUUUGUCUCUGUCACCUUUAUCUGCCUUCGGAAUACAAGACCAGGAUGGAUUGGAACCACGCUCGAGGGAAACUUCCAGGUCCUGGCUGAGCAACUUCAGUGAUUACCUGUGGGAUCUCAUCAGGAGCUCCAUCCCUACAGCUGUCAUUUUUGCUUUUCUGAUCAUUUCAGCAAUCAUGGGGAUCCUCUGCUGCCUCACGUAA
This is a messenger RNA of Eubalaena glacialis (North Atlantic right whale), 361 nucleotides long. RefSeq names its product small integral membrane protein 9 (gene SMIM9). The coding region runs from base 11 to 361 and encodes 116 amino acids. The transcript has 3 exons. The record is from RefSeq and is a predicted model, not a curated record. NCBI's taxonomy places the organism in Eukaryota, Metazoa, Chordata, Mammalia, Artiodactyla, Balaenidae.